Molecule: messenger RNA, 987 nt
Organism: Balearica regulorum gibbericeps (East African grey crowned-crane)
Lineage: Eukaryota; Metazoa; Chordata; Aves; Gruiformes; Gruidae
Source: RefSeq, a predicted model, not a curated record
GCGCUUGGCCCUGAGCCCAGCAGCCAGGACGCCAGCAGCGUGGCUGCCCUGUCGAGGGACACGCUGGCCACAGAGCCUGUGCAAGGGCUGUCGUACAGCGCCUGGCUGAUGGCGGGGGCCAGCAUCGAGCCCUUGGCCAAGGCCUCGGCGGGACGUGCUGCAGAGCUUGCCUCCAUGCUGGGCGGAGGUUCAGGAAAUCCGGGCUGCGUCCCUGGCCCUGUCGCAGCCUGCCUCUGUAGCAGGGAGCGGGUCUUGGUCCUCAGGGUAAUAGUCCAUGAUGUGAACGAGCUCACAGAAAAGCUGUUUCCAAUCGUCAAAGCCAUGCAGAAACACUUCAGUGCUGGAUCAGGCACCUACUACAGUGACUCGAUCUUCUUCUUGUCGGUCGCAAUGCAUCGCAUCAUGCCCAAAGAAAUAACACAGAUCAUCCAGGUAGACUUGGACCUGAAGUACAAGACCAACAUUCGAGACCUGUUUGAUGAGUUUGACAACUUCCCGGAGGGAGCAGUCAUUGGCAUUGCCAGGGAAAUGCAACCAGUGUACAGGCACACUUUCUGGCAGUAUCGCCGUGAGAACCCCCAAACCAAAGUGGGGGACCCCCCUCCUGAUGGGCUGCCCGGCUUCAACAGCGGCGUCCUGCUCCUGAACCUGGAAGCCAUGAGGCAGUCCAAGCUCUACAACCAGCUGCUGGAGCCCGCCAUGGUGCAGAAGCUGACGGAGAAGUACCACUUCAAGGGCCACCUUGGGGACCAGGAUUUCUUCACCAUGGUGGGGAUGGAGCACCCAGAGCUCUUCCACGUGCUCGACUGCACGUGGAACCGGCAGCUUUGCACAUGGUGGAAGGACCACGGAUACAGUGACGUUUUCGACCAGUACUUCCAGUGCGAGGGUGAGGUCAAAAUUUACCACGGGAACUGCAACACCCCGAUCCCUGAAGACUAGGGCACCCACCACCCUCAGGAGCAGCUCUGACUGCAGCGAGCCUUG